Molecule: messenger RNA, 369 nt
Organism: Knipowitschia caucasica
Lineage: Eukaryota; Metazoa; Chordata; Actinopteri; Gobiiformes; Gobiidae
Source: the annotation of a GenBank genome assembly
AUGGCAGAGAUUGUUGAGAAAAAUCUUCGUAUCUCCACUCUGAAACAGGAGACUGAAAAGCUGCUGGACACCACAGCCACGCAGACCCCGAUGAUCAUCGAGGAUGUAGCAGCUGGAGAGAGAGAGAGAGUAGAUUGUGGUCUACAGGUCAAUAUGGAGGAAGACAAAGACAUGCUGGAGCAGGAGCAAAAUAAGCUCCAAGAAGCGUCAAACCAGGGUAGCUUUUGGUCUGAAAUCAAGAACCUAGCAAGAAACGUUGCAAAGAGGGUGGCGGUAACCAGUCUGUCGUUAGUGGCAGUAGGUUACUGCUGCUUUUCUUUUUGUGCCACGUCUGGUUACCAGACGUUUACAGACCUUCCCCCAUUUUAA